CUGGUGCCCGAAGGGCUCUGACCCCAGCCCAUCCCCAGCCCACCCGCCCUGCCUGCGGCCCCCUCCCGGCAUCCCCCAGACCUCAGCCCCGGCUUCACUGGCCUCGACGCCAUGGGUGACGGAGGAGAGGGCGAGGACGAGGUCCAGUUCCUUCGCACGGACGAUGAAGUGGUCCUGCAGUGCAGCGCCACGGUACUCAAGGAGCAGCUCAAGCUCUGCCUGGCCGCGGAGGGCUUCGGCAACCGCCUCUGCUUCCUGGAGCCCACCAGCAACGCACAGAAUGUGCCCCCAGACCUGGCCAUCUGCUGCUUCAUCCUGGAGCAGUCGCUAUCAGUCCGAGCGCUGCAGGAGAUGCUGGCCAACACUGUGGAGGCUGGUGUGGAGUCAUCCCAGGGUGGGGGACACAGGACACUCUUGUACGGCCAUGCCAUCUUACUCCGACAUGCACACAGUGGCAUGUACCUGAGUUGUCUCACCACCUCCCGCUCCAUGACUGACAAGCUGGCCUUUGAUGUGGGACUGCAGGAAGAUGCAACAGGAGAAGCUUGUUGGUGGACAACACACCCAGCCUCCAAGCAGAGGUCUGAAGGGGAGAAGGUCCGAGUAGGAGAUGACCUCAUCCUUGUCAGUGUCUCAUCUGAGCGCUACCUGCACCUGUCAACCGCCAGUGGAGAGCUCCAGGUUGAUGCCUCCUUCAUGCAGACACUAUGGAACAUGAACCCCAUCUGCUCCUGCUGUGAAGAGGGAUAUGUGACAGGGGGCCAUGUCCUCCGUCUUUUUCAUGGACAUAUGGAUGAGUGUCUGACCAUUUCACCUGCUGACAGUGAUGACCAACGCAGACUUGUCUACUACGAGGGAGGAUCUGUGUGCACCCACGCUCGCUCUCUCUGGAGGCUGGAGCCAUUGAGAAUCAGCUGGAGCGGCAGCCACCUGCGCUGGGGACAGCCGCUACGCAUUCGGCAUGUCACCACCGGGCGGUACCUGGCCCUCACUGAGGACCAGGGCCUGGUGGUGGUUGAUGCCAGCAAGGCCCACACCAAGGCUACCUCCUUCUGCUUCCGUGUCUCCAAGGAGAAGCUGGAUAUGGCUCCCAAGCGGGACGUGGAGGGUAUGGGCCCUCCGGAGAUCAAAUAUGGGGAGUCCUUGUGUUUUGUGCAGCACAUGGCCUCAGGCCUAUGGCUCACCUACGCUGCCCCAGACCCCAAGGCCCUGCGGCUGGGAGUGCUCAAGAAGAAGGCCAUGCUGCACCAGGAAGGCCACAUGGAUGACGCUCUGUCACUGACCCGCUGCCAGCACGAGGAGUCCCAGGCCGCCCGCAUGAUCCACAGCACUGCAGGCCUGUACAACCAGUUCAUCAAGGGCCUGGACAGCUUCAGCGGGAAGCCGAGGGGCUCGGGGCCCCCAGCUGGCUCGGCGCUGCCCAUAGAGAGCGUCAUCCUGAGCCUGCAGGACCUCAUCGGCUACUUCGAGCCGCCCUCAGAGGAGCUGCAGCAUGAGGAGAAGCAGAGCAAGCUGCGAAGCCUGCGCAACCGCCAGAGCCUCUUCCAGGAGGAGGGGAUGCUCACCCUGGUCCUGAAUUGCAUUGACCGCCUAAAUGUCUAUACCACUGCUGCUCACUUCGCUGAAUUUGCAGGGGAGGAGGCAGCUGAGUCCUGGAAAGAGAUUGUGAACCUGCUCUAUGAACUCCUGGCCUCUCUGAUCCGUGGCAAUCGUGCCAACUGUGCCCUCUUCUCCACAAACCUGGACUGGCUGGUCAGCAAGCUGGAUCGCCUGGAGGCCUCAUCUGGCAUCUUGGAGGUGCUGUACUGUGUCCUGAUUGAGAGUCCUGAGGUCCUGAACAUCAUCCAGGAGAACCACAUCAAAUCCAUCAUCUCUCUCCUGGACAAGCAUGGGAGGAACCACAAGGUCCUGGAUGUGCUGUGCUCCCUGUGUGUAUGCAAUGGUGUGGCCGUGCGCUCCAACCAAGAUCUCAUUACUGAAAACUUGCUUCCUGGCCGCGAGCUUCUGCUGCAGACAAACCUCAUCAACUAUGUCACCAGUAUCCGCCCAAACAUCUUUGUGGGCCGAGCAGAGGGCACCACACAGUAUGGCAAAUGGUACUUUGAGGUGAUGGUGGAUGAAGUGGAUCCAUUUUUGACAGCCCAGGCCACCCACCUGCGGGUGGGCUGGGCCCUCACCGAGGGCUACAGCCCCUACCCUGGGGGCGGUGAGGGCUGGGGCGGCAACGGGGUCGGCGAUGACCUCUACUCCUACGGCUUCGAUGGGCUGCAUCUCUGGACAGGACAUGUGGCACGUCCAGUGACUUCUCCAGGACAGCACCUCCUGGCCCCUGAGGAUGUGGUCAGCUGCUGCCUGGACCUCAGCGUGCCAUCCAUCUCUUUCCGAAUCAAUGGCUGUCCUGUGCAGGGUGUCUUUGAGGCCUUCAAUCUCGAUGGGCUAUUCUUCCCUGUCGUCAGCUUCUCAGCUGGCAUCAAGGUGCGGUUUCUCCUUGGUGGCCGCCAUGGUGAAUUCAAGUUCCUCCCUCCCCCUGGCUAUGCCCCGUGCCAUGAAGCAGUGCUCCCCCGGGAACGGCUCCAUCUUGAACCCAUCAAGGAGUAUCGUCGGGAAGGGCCUCGGGGGCCCCACCUUGUGGGCCCGAGUCGCUGCCUGUCACACACGGACUUUGUGCCCUGUCCCGUGGACACUGUCCAGAUCGUCCUGCCCCCGCACCUGGAGCGCAUUCGGGAGAAGUUGGCUGAGAACAUCCAUGAGCUGUGGGCGUUGACGCGCAUCGAGCAGGGCUGGACCUAUGGCCCGGUUCGGGAUGACAACAAGAGGCUGCACCCGUGCCUCGUGGACUUCCACAGCCUCCCGGAGCCCGAGAGGAACUACAACCUGCAGAUGUCUGGGGAGACACUCAAGACUCUGCUGGCUCUGGGCUGCCACGUGGGCAUGGCGGACGAGAAGGCGGAGGACAACCUGAAGAAGACAAAGCUCCCCAAGACGUAUAUGAUGAGCAAUGGGUACAAGCCAGCUCCCCUGGAUCUGAGCCACGUGCGGCUGACGCCCGCACAGACCACGCUGGUGGACCGGCUGGCAGAGAAUGGGCACAACGUGUGGGCAAGAGACCGUGUGGGCCAGGGCUGGAGCUAUAGCGCUGUACAGGACAUCCCUGCGCGCAGAAACCCCCGCCUCGUGCCCUACCGCCUGCUGGAUGAGGCCACCAAGCGCAGCAACCGGGACAGCCUCUGCCAGGCUGUGCGUACCCUGCUGGGGUACGGCUACAACAUUGAACCGCCUGACCAGGAGCCCAGUCAAGUGGAGAACCAGUCUCGUUGGGACCGGGUGCGCAUCUUCAGGGCAGAGAAAUCCUACGCAGUGCAGAGUGGCCGCUGGUACUUUGAGUUUGAGGCAGUCACCACAGGCGAGAUGCGAGUGGGUUGGGCAAGGCCUGAACUGAGGCCUGAUGUGGAGCUGGGAGCUGAUGAUCUGGCCUAUGUCUUCAAUGGGCACCGCGGCCAGCGCUGGCAUUUGGGCAGUGAGCCAUUUGGGCGUCCCUGGCAGUCAGGUGAUGUUGUUGGCUGCAUGAUCGACCUCACCGAGAACACCAUCAUCUUCACUCUCAAUGGCGAGGUCCUCAUGUCCGACUCAGGCUCUGAGACAGCCUUCCGGGAGAUUGAGAUUGGGGAUGGCUUCCUGCCCGUCUGCAGCUUGGGACCCGGCCAGGUGGGUCACCUGAACCUGGGCCAGGAUGUGAGCUCCCUGCGCUUCUUCGCCAUCUGCGGCCUCCAGGAAGGCUUCGAGCCGUUUGCCAUCAACAUGCAGCGGCCGGUCACCACCUGGUUCAGCAAAAGCCUCCCACAGUUUGAGCCAGUGCCCUUUGACCACCCCCACUAUGAGGUGGCCCGCAUGGAUGGCACCGUGGAUACACCUCCUUGCCUACGCCUCACCCACCGCACCUGGGGCUCCCAGAACAGCCUGGUGGAGAUGCUCUUUCUACGGCUGAGCCUUCCAGUUCAGUUCCACCAGCACUUCCGUUGCACCGCAGGGGCCACCCCCCUGGCACCACCUGGCCUGCAGCCCCCUGCUGAGGACGAGGCCCGGGCAGCAGAGCCUGACCCCGACUAUGAAAACCUGCGCCGCUCAGCUGGGGGCUGGGGAGAGGCUGAAGGGGGCAAGGAAGGAACUGCCAAGGAGGGAGCCCCAGGGGGGACCCUCCAGGCUGGGGUGGAGGCCCAGCCUGCCAGGGCUGAAAAUGAGAAGGAUGCUACCACAGAGAAGAACAAGAAGAGAGGUUUCUUAUUCAAGGCCAAGAAGGCUGCCAUGAUGACCCAACCGCCAGCCACCCCUACUCUGCCCCGGCUCCCUCACGAUGUGGUGCCCACUGACGACCGUGAUGACCCUGAAAUCAUCCUCAACACAACCACAUACUAUUACUCCGUGAGGGUCUUCGCCGGUCAGGAGCCCAGCUGUGUGUGGGUGGGCUGGGUCACCCCUGACUAUCAUCAGCACGAUAUGAACUUCGAUCUCAGCAAGGUCCGGGCAGUGACGGUGACCAUGGGGGACGAACAAGGCAAUGUCCACAGCAGCCUCAAAUGCAGCAACUGCUACAUGGUAUGGGGUGGGGACUUCGUGAGCCCUGGGCAGCAGGGCAGGAUCAGCCACACGGACCUUAUCAUUGGAUGCCUGGUAGACUUGGCUACUGGCUUGAUGACCUUUACAGCCAAUGGCAAAGAGAGCAACACCUUCUUCCAGGUGGAACCCAACACAAAGCUGUUUCCUGCUGUCUUUGUCCUGCCCACCAACCAGAAUGUCAUCCAGUUUGAGUUGGGGAAGCAGAAGAACAUCAUGCCACUGUCUGCUGCUAUGUUCGUGAGUGAGCGCAAGAACCCAGCCCCGCAAUGUCCACCGCGGUUGGAGGUGCAGAUGCUGAUGCCAGUCUCCUGGAGUCGCAUGCCCAACCACUUCCUGCAGGUGGACACACGGCGCGCUGGCGAGCGGCUUGGAUGGGCUGUGCAGUGCCAGGAGCCACUGACCAUGAUGGCAUUGCACAUCCCUGAGGAGAACAGGUGCAUGGACAUCCUGGAGCUGUCUGAGCGCCUGGACCUGCAGCGCUUCCACUCGCACACCCUCUCCCUCUACCGAGCAGUGUGCGCCCUGGGCAACAACCGUGUGGCCCAUGCUCUGUGCAGCCAUGUGGACCAGGCACAGCUGCUGCACACGCUGGAGGACGCACACCUGCCGGGUCCUCUACGUGCAGGCUACUACGACCUCCUCAUCAGCAUCCACCUCGAAAGCGCCUGCCGCACCCGCCGCUCCAUGCUUUCUGAAUACAUCGUGCCCCUCACAUCCGAGACUCGCGCCAUCACACUCUUUCCACCUGGACACCACUCCGAAGAUGGUCCUCGCCACUAUGGCCUGCCUGGCGUUGGAGUCACCACCUCCUUGAGGCCCCCACACCAUUUCUCAGCUCCUUGUUUUGUGAUGGCUCUGCCAGCGGCUGGAGCAGCAGAAGCCCCGGCCCGCCUCAGCCCCGCCAUCCCUCUGGAGGCCCUGCGGGACAAGGCCCUGAGAAUGCUGGGAGAGGCUGUGCGAGAUGGUGGGCAGCACGCACGAGACCCUGUUGGGGGCUCCGUGGAGUUCCAGUUCGUGCCCGUGCUCAAGCUUGUGUCCACCUUGCUGGUAAUGGGUGUCUUUAGCGAUGAGGAUGUGAAACAAAUCUUGAAGAUGAUUGAGCCGGAAGUAUUCAAAGAAGAAGAAGAGGAAGAGGAGGAGGAGGAGGGAGAGGAGGAAGAAGAAGAUGAAGAGGAGAAAGAGGAAGAUGAGGAGGAAGAAGCACAUGAGAAAGAAGAUGAAGAAAAAGAGGAAGAGGAGGCAGCAGAGGGGGAGAAGGAAGAGUUGGAGGAGGGACUGCUGCAGAUGAAGCUUCCAGAGUCUGUGAAGUUACAGAUGUGCCACCUGUUGGAGUAUUUCUGUGACCAAGAGCUGCAGCACCGUGUGGAGUCCCUGGCAGCCUUUGCAGAGCGCUAUGUGGACAAGCUCCAGGCCAACCAGCGGGACCGCUACAGCCUCCUCAUGAAAGCCUUCACCAUGAGCGCAGCUGAGACUGCAAGACGUACCCGCGAGUUCCGCUCCCCGCCCCAGGAACAGAUCAACAUGCUAUUGCAAUUCAAAGAUGGCGCAGAUGAGGAAGAUUGUCCCCUCCCUGAAGAGAUCCGAGCGGAUCUGCAAGAUUUUCAUCAAGACCUGCUGGCCCACUGUGGAAUUCAGCUGGAAGGUGAGGAGGAGGAACCAGAAGAAGAGACCACUCUGGGCAGCCGCCUGAUGAGUCUGUUGGAGAAGGUGCGGCUGGUAAAGAAGAAGGAGGAGAAGCCAGAGGAGGAGACACCUGCAGAGGAGCCCAAGCCCCGGUCCCUGCAGGAACUGGUGUCCCAAAUGGUGGUUCGCUGGGCCCAGGAAGAUUUUGUGCAGAGCCCGGAGCUGGUUCGGGCCAUGUUUAGCCUCCUGCACCGGCAAUAUGAUGGGCUCGGUGAGCUGCUGCGUGCCCUGCCGAGGGCAUAUACCAUCUCACCAUCCUCUGUGGAUGACACCAUGAGCCUGCUCGAGUGCCUGGGCCAGAUCCGCUCACUGCUCAUUGUGCAGAUGGGCCCUCAGGAGGAGAACCUCAUGAUCCAGAGCAUCGGGAACAUCAUGAACAACAAGGUCUUCUACCAACACCCGAACCUAAUGAGGGCACUGGGCAUGCACGAGACAGUCAUGGAGGUCAUGGUGAACGUCCUUGGGGGCGGUGAAUCCAAGGAGAUCCGCUUCCCCAAGAUGGUGACAAGCUGCUGCCGCUUCCUCUGCUACUUCUGCCGGAUCAGCCGGCAGAACCAGCGCUCCAUGUUUGACCACCUGAGCUACCUGCUGGAAAACAGUGGCAUCGGCCUGGGCAUGCAGGGCUCCACGCCCCUGGAUGUGGCUGCUGCCUCUGUCAUCGACAACAAUGAGCUGGCCUUGGCGCUGCAGGAGCAGGACCUGGAGAAGGUCGUCUCCUACCUGGCAGGCUGUGGCCUCCAAAGCUGCUCCAUGCUGCUGGCCAAAGGGUACCCCGACAUUGGCUGGAACCCCUGCGGCGGUGAGCGCUACCUGGAUUUCCUGCGCUUCGCUGUCUUCGUCAAUGGCGAGAGUGUGGAGGAAAACGCCAAUGUGGUAGUGCGGCUGCUCAUCCGCAAGCCUGAGUGCUUCGGGCCGGCCCUGCGGGGUGAGGGAGGCUCAGGAUUGCUGGCUGCUAUCGAAGAGGCUAUCCGCAUCUCUGAAGACCCCGCACGGGAUGGUCCAGGUGUCCGCAGGGACCGGCGGCGUGAGCACUUUGGUGAGGAGGCCCCUGAGGAAAACCGAGUGCACUUGGGACAUGCCAUCAUGUCCUUCUAUGCGGCCUUGAUUGACCUGCUGGGACGCUGUGCUCCAGAGAUGCACCUAAUCCAAGCCGGCAAGGGUGAGGCCCUGCGGAUCCGGGCCAUCCUCCGAUCCCUUGUGCCCUUGGAUGACCUUGUGGGCAUCAUCAGCCUCCCACUGCAGAUCCCUACCCUGGGCAAAGAUGGGGCUCUGAUACAACCAAAAAUGUCAGCCUCUUUUGUGCCGGACCACAAGGCAUCCAUGGUGCUCUUCCUGGACCGUGUCUAUGGCAUCGAGAACCAGGACUUCCUGUUACACGUGCUGGAUGUAGGCUUCCUUCCUGACAUGAGGGCAGCAGCCUCGCUGGACACGGCCACUUUCAGCACCACAGAGAUGGCGCUGGCGCUAAACCGCUACCUGUGCCUGGCGGUGCUACCACUCAUCACCAAGUGUGCGCCACUCUUUGCGGGUACUGAGCACCGUGCCAUCAUGGUGGACUCCAUGCUUCACACCGUUUACCGCCUGUCCCGCGGCCGCUCGCUCACUAAGGCACAAAGAGACGUCAUCGAGGACUGCCUCAUGGCGCUGUGCAGGUACAUCCGCCCAUCCAUGCUGCAACACCUGCUGCGGCGUCUGGUGUUCGAUGUGCCCAUCCUGAAUGAGUUCGCCAAGAUGCCGCUGAAGCUCCUCACCAACCAUUAUGAGCGCUGCUGGAAGUACUACUGCCUCCCCACCGGCUGGGCCAACUUUGGCGUCACCUCGGAAGAAGAGCUACACCUCACACGCAAACUCUUCUGGGGCAUUUUUGAAUCUCUGGCACAUAAGAAAUAUGACCAGGAGCUGUACCGCAUGGCCAUGCCCUGCCUGUGUGCCAUCGCAGGGGCUCUGCCUCCCGACUAUGUGGAUGCGUCCUACUCUUCCAAGGCAGAGAAGAAGGCCACAGUGGACGCUGAAGGCAACUUUGAUCCCCGACCUGUGGAGACCCUCAACGUGAUCAUCCCAGAGAAGCUCGACUCCUUCAUUAACAAGUUUGCAGAGUACACGCAUGAGAAGUGGGCCUUUGACAAGAUCCAAAACAACUGGUCCUAUGGAGACAACAUAGAUGAGGAACUGAAGACCCACCCCAUGCUGAGGCCCUACAAGACUUUUUCAGAGAAGGACAAGGAGAUUUAUCGCUGGCCCAUCAAGGAGUCCUUGAAGGCCAUGAUUGCUUGGGAAUGGACUAUAGAGAAGGCCAGGGAGGGCGAGGAGGAAAAGACGGAGAAGAAGAAGACACGGAAGAUAUCCCAGACUGCCCAGACCUACGAUCCGAGAGAAGGCUACAACCCCCAGCCGCCUGACCUCAGCGGAGUUACCCUAUCCCGGGAGCUUCAGGCCAUGGCGGAACAACUGGCAGAAAAUUACCACAACACGUGGGGGCGGAAGAAGAAGCAAGAGCUGGAGGCCAAGGGCGGUGGGUCCCAUCCCCUGCUGGUCCCCUACGAUACGCUCACGGCCAAGGAGAAGGCACGAGAUCGGGAGAAAGCCCAAGAACUGCUCAAGUUCCUGCAGAUGAACGGCUACGCGGUCACCAGAGGCCUUAAGGACAUGGAACUGGACACCUCUUCCAUUGAGAAGCGGUUUGCCUUUGGCUUCCUGCAGCAGCUGCUGCGCUGGAUGGACAUUUCCCAGGAGUUCAUCGCCCACCUCGAGGCUGUGGUCAGCAGUGGACGUGUGGAAAAAUCCCCACAUGAACAGGAGAUUAAAUUCUUUGCUAAGAUCCUGCUUCCUUUGAUCAAUCAGUACUUCACCAACCACUGCCUCUAUUUCCUGUCCACACCAGCCAAAGUGCUGGGCAGUGGUGGCCAUGCCUCCAACAAGGAGAAGGAAAUGAUCACUAGCCUCUUCUGCAAACUUGCGGCUCUGGUCCGCCACCGAGUCUCUCUCUUUGGGACCGAUGCCCCUGCUGUGGUCAACUGUCUCCACAUCCUGGCACGCUCCCUAGAUGCCAGGACGGUGAUGAAGUCAGGCCCCGAGAUCGUGAAGGCUGGCCUCCGCUCCUUCUUUGAGAGUGCCUCAGAGGACAUCGAGAAGAUGGUGGAGAACUUGCGGCUUGGCAAGGUGUCCCAGGCACGCACGCAGGUGAAAGGCGUGGGCCAGAACCUCACCUACACCACGGUGGCCCUGCUGCCUGUCCUUACCACCCUCUUCCAGCACAUCGCCCAGCACCAGUUUGGAGACGACGUCAUCCUGGAUGACGUCCAGGUUUCUUGCUACCGAACGCUGUGCAGCAUCUACUCUCUGGGAACUACCAGGAACCCCUACGUGGAAAAGCUGCGGCCAGCCCUCGGCGAGUGCCUGGCCCGCCUGGCAGCAGCCAUGCCAGUGGCAUUCCUGGAACCACAGCUGAAUGAGUACAAUGCCUGUUCCGUCUACACCACCAAGUCUCCCCGAGAGCGGGCCAUCCUGGGGCUCCCCAACAGCGUGGAGGAGAUGUGUCCUGACAUCCCAGUCCUGGAGCGGCUCAUGGCAGACAUUGGGGGCCUGGCUGAGUCAGGGGCCCGCUACACAGAGAUGCCACACGUCAUUGAGAUCACACUGCCCAUGCUGUGCAGCUACCUGCCCCGCUGGUGGGAGCGCGGGCCCGAGGCACCCCCACCUGCCCUGCCUGCUGGCGCCCCCCCACCCUGCACAGCUGUCACCUCUGACCACCUCAACUCCUUGCUGGGGAAUAUCUUGCGAAUCAUCGUCAACAACUUGGGCAUUGACGAGGCCUCCUGGAUGAAGCGGCUUGCUGUAUUUGCCCAACCCAUCGUGAGCCGUGCCCGGCCUGAGCUCCUGCGCUCCCAUUUCAUCCCCACCAUCGGGCGGCUGCGCAAGCGGGCUGGGAAGGUGGUGGCUGAGGAGGAGCAGCUUCGUCUGGAGGCCAAAGCUGAAGCCGAGGAGGGCGAGCUCCUGGUGCGGGACGAGUUCUCUGUGCUCUGCCGGGACCUAUAUGCCCUCUACCCACUGCUUAUCCGAUACGUGGACAACAACAGGGCGCAAUGGCUGACAGAACCCAACCCCAACGCCGAGGAACUGUUCAGGAUGGUGGGCGAGAUCUUCAUCUACUGGUCCAAGUCCCACAACUUCAAGCGUGAAGAGCAGAACUUUGUGGUCCAGAAUGAGAUCAACAACAUGUCCUUUCUGACUGCUGACAGCAAGAGCAAAAUGGCCAAGGCGGGAGACGUACAGUCAGGUGGCUCGGACCAGGAACGCACCAAGAAGAAGCGCCGGGGGGACCGGUACUCUGUGCAGACAUCCCUGAUUGUUGCCACACUCAAGAAGAUGCUGCCCAUCGGUCUGAACAUGUGUGCGCCCACUGACCAGGAGCUCAUCACACUGGCCAAGGGCCGCUAUGCCCUGAAAGACACAGAUGAGGAGGUCCGGGAAUUCCUGCAAAACAACCUUAACCUUCAGGGAAAAGUCGAGGGCUCCCCGUCUCUGCGCUGGCAGAUGGCUCUAUACUGGGGCGUCCCGGGCCGCGAAGAAGACGCCGAUAACCCCGAGAAAAUUGUGCGAAGAGUCCAGGAAGUGUCUGCAGUGCUCUACCACCUGGACCAGACCGAGCACCCUUACAAGUCCAAGAAGGCUGUGUGGCACAAGCUCUUGUCCAAGCAGCGUCGGCGGGCAGUCGUGGCCUGUUUCCGCAUGACACCUCUAUACAACCUGCCCACACACCGGGCAUGUAACAUGUUUCUGGAGAGCUACAAAGCUGGCUGGCUCCUGAGUGAGGACCACAGUUUUGAGGACCGCAUGAUAGAUGACCUUUCAAAAGCUGGGGAGCAAGAUGAAGAAGAAGAGGAAGUGGAGGAGAAAAAGCCAGACCCCCUGCACCAGCUGGUCCUGCACUUUAGCCGCACUGCCCUGACUGAAAAGAGCAAACUAGAUGAAGAUUACCUGUACAUAGCAUAUGCUGACAUUAUGGCGAAGAGCUGCCACCUCGAGGAGGGCGGGGAGAAUGGUGAAGCUCAAGAAGAGGAGGUUGAGGUGUCCUUCGAGGAGAAGGAAAUGGAGAAGCAGAGGCUGCUAUACCAGCAGUCUCGGCUGCAUAACCGGGGUGCUGCUGAGAUGGUGCUCCAGAUGAUCAGCGCCUGCAAAGGAGAGACGGGCACCAUGGUGUCCUCCACUCUGAAGCUGGGCAUCUCCAUCCUCAAUGGAGGCAAUGCUGAUGUACAGCAGAAAAUGCUGGAUUAUCUGAAGGACAAGAAGGAAGUGGGUUUCUUCCAGAGCAUCCAGGCGCUGAUGCAAACAUGCAGCGUCCUGGAUCUCAAUGCCUUCGAGAGACAGAACAAGGCAGAGGGGCUGGGCAUGGUGAACGAGGAUGGCACCGUCAUCAAUCGCCAGAACGGAGAGAAGGUCAUGGCAGAUGAUGAAUUCACACAAGACCUGUUCCGAUUCCUGCAACUGCUCUGCGAGGGACACAAUAAUGAUUUCCAGAACUAUCUAAGGACACAGACAGGGAACACAACCACUAUUAACAUCAUAAUCUGCACAGUGGACUACCUCCUGCGGCUGCAGGAGUCCAUCAGCGACUUCUACUGGUACUACUCUGGCAAGGAUGUCAUUGAGGAGCAAGGCAAGAGGAACUUCUCCAAGGCCAUGUCGGUGGCUAAACAAGUGUUCAACAGCCUCACCGAGUACAUACAGGGACCCUGCACCGGAAACCAGCAGAGCCUGGCACACAGCCGCCUCUGGGACGCCGUCGUGGGAUUCCUGCAUGUGUUUGCACACAUGAUGAUGAAGCUUGCUCAGAUGGCUCCUCCCAUGCCGGGCACCCAUGAUGAACAUGUCUGGACUCGGGUCCCCUCGGAGGACUCCAGCCAGAUCGAGCUGUUGAAGGAGCUGCUGGAUCUGCAGAAGGACAUGGUGGUGAUGCUUCUGUCGUUACUAGAAGGGAACGUGGUGAACGGCAUGAUUGCCCGGCAGAUGGUGGACAUGCUCGUGGAGUCCUCCUCCAACGUGGAGAUGAUCCUCAAGUUCUUCGACAUGUUCCUGAAGCUCAAAGACAUCGUGGGCUCUGAGGCCUUCCAGGAUUACGUCACUGAUCCCCGUGGCCUCAUCUCCAAGAAGGACUUCCAAAAGGCCAUGGACAGCCAGAAGCAGUUCACUGGGCCGGAAAUCCAAUUCCUGCUUUCGUGCUCCGAAGCAGAUGAGAACGAGAUGAUCAACUGCGAGGAGUUUGCCAACCGCUUCCAGGAGCCAGCCCGUGAGAUAGGCUUCAACGUGGCGGUGUUGCUGACCAACCUGUCAGAGCAUGUGCCACACGAUCCGCGCCUGCGCAACUUCCUGGAGCUGGCCGAGAGCAUCCUUGAUUACUUCCGGCCCUACUUGGGGCGCAUAGAGAUCAUGGGCGCCUCACGCCGCAUUGAGCGCGUCUACUUCGAGAUCUCAGAGACCAACCGAGCACAGUGGGAGAUGCCCCAGGUGAAGGAGUCCAAGCGCCAGUUCAUCUUUGACGUGGUGAACGAGGGCGGCGAGGCAGAGAAGAUGGAGCUCUUCGUGAGCUUCUGCGAGGACACCAUCUUCGAGAUGCAGAUCGCCGCGCAGAUUUCGGAGCCCGAGGGCGAGCCAGAGGAGGACGAGGACGAGGGCGCAGCCGAGGCGGGCGCCGAAGCGGCAGAGGAGGGCGCCGGGGGCGCCGAGGGCGCGGCGGGCACAGUGGCAGCGGGGGCCACAGCGCGGCUGGCGGCGGCGGCGGCGCGAGCGCUGCGCGGCCUCAGUUACCGCAGCCUGCGGCGGCGCGUGCGGCGGCUGCGGAAGCUCACGGCGCGCGAGGCGGCCACCGCGGUGGCCGCGCUCCUUUGGGCGGUGCUGGCGCGCGCCGGGGCGGCGGGCGCGGGGGCGGCGGUGGGCGCGCUGCGCCUGCUCUGGGGCUCGCUCUUCGGCGGCGGCCUCGUGGACAGUGCCAAGAAAGUGACCGUGACCGAGCUGCUGGCGGGCAUGCCCGACCCCACCAGCGACGAGGUGCACGGCGAGCAGCCGACUGGGCCCGGAGGCGACGCGGACGGCGAGGGCGCUGCUGAAGGCGAGGGCGAUGCCGCAGAGGGCGCCGGUGACGAGGAGGUCGCGUCGGAUGAAGCUGGGCCAGGCCGCCCUGAGGGGGCCGUGGCAGUGGCCGACGGGAGCCCCUUCCGGCCCGAAGGGGCUGGUGGCCUUGGGGACAUGGGUGACACCACUCCAGUGGAGCCACCCACGCCCGAGGGCUCCCCAAUACUCAAGAGGAAGCUGGGGGUGGAUGGAGAGGAGGAGGAGCUGCCUCCAGAGCCCGAGCCGGAGCCUGAGCCCGAGAAAGCUGAUGCUGAAAACGGGGAGAAGGAAGAAGCCCCUGAGCCCCCACCAGAGCCCCCCAAGAAGACAGCACCUCCACCUCCUCCAAAGAAAGAAGAAGCUGGAGGUGCUGGCAUGGAAUUCUGGGGAGAGCUAGAAGUGCAGAGGGUGAAGUUCUUGAACUACCUGUCUCGAAACUUUUACACACUGCGAUUCCUGGCCCUCUUCUUGGCGUUUGCUAUCAACUUCAUCUUGCUGUUUUAUAAGGUCUCAGACUCUCCACCAGGGGAAGAUGAUAUGGAGGGCUCAGCAGCUGGGGACAUGUCAGGUGCAGGAUCUGGUGGCGGCUCAGGUUGGGGCUCAGGUGCUGGUGAGGAGGCAGAGGGCGAUGAGGAUGAGAACAUGGUGUACUACUUCCUGGAGGAGAGCACGGGCUAUAUGGAACCUGCUCUGCGGUGCCUGAGCCUGCUGCACACGCUGGUGGCCUUUCUCUGCAUCAUCGGAUACAAUUGCCUCAAGGUGCCCCUGGUGAUCUUUAAGCGGGAGAAGGAGCUGGCCCGAAAGCUGGAGUUUGAUGGCCUGUAUAUCACUGAGCAGCCUGAGGACGAUGACGUGAAGGGGCAGUGGGACCGCCUGGUGCUCAACACGCCGUCCUUCCCCAGCAACUACUGGGACAAGUUUGUCAAGCGGAAGGUCUUAGACAAACAUGGGGACAUCUACGGGCGGGAGCGGAUUGCUGAGCUGCUGGGCAUGGAUCUGGCCACACUGGAGAUCACGGCACACAAUGAGCGCAAGCCUGACCCUCCACCAGGGCUGCUGACCUGGCUCAUGUCCAUUGAUGUCAAGUACCAGAUCUGGAAGUUCGGGGUCAUCUUCACGGACAACUCUUUCCUGUACCUGGGCUGGUACAUGGUGAUGUCUCUCCUGGGACACUACAACAACUUCUUCUUCGCUGCUCACCUCCUGGACAUCGCCAUGGGAGUCAAGACGCUUCGCACCAUCCUCUCAUCUGUCACCCACAAUGGGAAGCAGCUGGUGAUGACCGUGGGCCUCCUGGCUGUGGUGGUCUACCUGUACACUGUGGUGGCCUUCAACUUCUUCCGCAAGUUCUACAACAAGAGCGAGGAUGAGGACGAGCCUGACAUGAAGUGUGACGACAUGAUGACGUGUUACCUGUUUCACAUGUACGUGGGAGUCCGAGCUGGUGGAGGCAUCGGGGAUGAGAUUGAGGACCCAGCGGGCGAUGAAUAUGAGCUCUACCGAGUGGUCUUUGACAUCACCUUCUUCUUCUUUGUCAUUGUCAUCCUGCUGGCUAUCAUCCAGGGUCUGAUUAUCGAUGCUUUUGGUGAGCUCCGAGACCAACAAGAGCAAGUGAAGGAGGAUAUGGAGACCAAGUGUUUCAUCUGCGGAAUAGGCAGCGACUAUUUUGAUUCGACACCACAUGGGUUUGAAACCCACACACUAGAGGAGCACAAUUUGGCCAAUUAUAUGUUCUUCCUAAUGUAUUUGAUAAACAAAGAUGAAACAGAACACACGGGUCAGGAGUCGUAUGUCUGGAAGAUGUACCAAGAGAGAUGUUGGGAUUUCUUCCCGGCUGGCGACUGUUUCCGAAAGCAGUAUGAGGACCAGCUAAGCUGAGACACCCCCAGCUGGCCCUCCACUCCCACCUCAAGUGCCUUAUUACCAUUGCAAGCCUCUGAGCUCCCAAGCCCCUCCCCGCCAAGGCAGCUGGGAGAGAGGCAACCUCCUACCAGAGAAAUAAAGUCUGUGCUGCACCA
This is a messenger RNA of Cavia porcellus (domestic guinea pig), 15422 nucleotides long. It is a transcript of the gene Ryr1, whose product is annotated as ryanodine receptor 1. Lineage: Eukaryota; Metazoa; Chordata; Mammalia; Rodentia; Caviidae. The record is from RefSeq and is a predicted model, not a curated record. Bases 112 to 15282 code for a protein of 5056 amino acids. Gene Ontology annotation, biological process: striated muscle contraction; intracellular calcium ion homeostasis; release of sequestered calcium ion into cytosol by sarcoplasmic reticulum. Gene Ontology annotation, molecular function: protein binding; ryanodine-sensitive calcium-release channel activity. The transcript has 108 exons. Gene Ontology annotation, cellular component: sarcolemma; calcium channel complex; sarcoplasmic reticulum membrane.